AUGAGGGUCAAUGAUCCGGACGAGACUCUGCAAAAUCUUGCGCGCCAGGCCGCCGAGGCAAUGGCUGCACUUCAUCGCCAUGGGAUUUGUCAUAGAGAUUUCCGCCCAGAGAACAUUCUGCUUCGUCUAGAUCUAUCUGGUAUGACGGAGACAGAAGUCCUCGAUUCUUUCCAUGGAAUCGAGAUCGGAGAGGUGAGGGCAAUCGAGGGAUAUAAGACUGGUCCACACGCACCGAGAUAUAUCGUUUUCUCUCCUGACGAGUACUUAUACGAACACAAGCGUGCGAUAGAGAAGAUUUGCGUGAUCGACGUUGGAGAAGCAUAUCUCAUGUCAGACCAGCCAAGACAGGACGCUCAUUACAAGCAUGAAUACGCCGCACCAGAGCUCAUUCUGGAGGUGGGAUGUAACGUCGGGAAGCAUGAGCGCAUGCUCGAACCGGGGUGCGGAGCUGCUAGUAACGUAUGGGCGCUGGCCUGUAUGAUCUGCAGAGUCCGCACCGGAUACUGCCUAUUCUGGUUGAAUGACGAUACCAUGAGCGAGGCAUUCAAGCGGUUCCGUGCUAUUCUAGGCCGUUACCCGAACCGUGGUCAACUGUGCUGGAAGAGUGGGAAAAGAAGAUCAUUGAAGAGAAAGAUGUUGACACGCAACGCAGACUUCUCCCUGUCAACAAGGGCCUAA
This is a messenger RNA of Aspergillus calidoustus, 678 nucleotides long. The record is from the annotation of a GenBank genome assembly. NCBI's taxonomy places the organism in Eukaryota, Fungi, Ascomycota, Eurotiomycetes, Eurotiales, Aspergillaceae.